AUAAAAGACCCCCCCAAAUUGGAAAUUACUCUCCCGCUUUCAGAGCAGACGGAACUCAGAAACUCAGUUCGGGAAUUCACAGCCUCCGUCUGCUUCGAUCUCUCACUCUCUCUUCUCGGAGAUUGUCCGUGGUUUCCGACAAGCUCAGCUGAAUCUUCGCGACAUCUAGAAAGGUUGAAUAGGAAGCACUGUAUUUUCUGAUUAGAGAAUAUGCUUCCUCUUUCUUUGCUCAAGACUGCCCAAGGGCAUCCCAUGCUUGUGGAGCUUAAGAACGGUGAAACCUACAACGGGCACUUGGUCAAUUGUGAUACUUGGAUGAACAUUCAUCUUCGUGAAGUUAUCUGUACAUCAAAGGAUGGAGACCGGUUUUGGAGGAUGCCGGAGUGUUACAUCCGUGGCAACACGAUUAAAUAUCUUCGAGUUCCAGAUGAGGUUAUUGAUAAAGUGCAAGAGGAGAAGAGCCGCACAGAUAGAAAACCGCCGGGAGUUGGACGUGGAAGAGGAGGACGGGGUGAAGGUCCUGGAAGGGUACUUGGGCGUGGCAUGGAUGAUGGAGCUGCCAGAGGCCGUGGCAGAGGAGGUCCUAUUGGCAACAAAGGAGGCGGCCGUGGACGUGGUUGAUACUUCUAUCUGUCAGAGACUGAAUCCCAAGCCUUUCUUUGUUUCUUUCUUUUCUUAAAAGGCUCGGGAUUUUUUUUACCUUACAAUUCUCCGAGUUUGUAAAAAUAAGCUUAUUAGCGCGUUUGAUGGAUUAUUGGUGAAAAUUUUCUAUUUGAAUCCGAACAUUUCUUACUUAA
Messenger RNA from Tarenaya hassleriana, 797 nucleotides. Its product is annotated as sm-like protein LSM4. Gene Ontology annotation, cellular component: P-body; spliceosomal tri-snRNP complex; U6 snRNP. The coding region runs from base 211 to 621 and encodes 136 amino acids. The transcript has 8 exons. NCBI's taxonomy places the organism in Eukaryota, Viridiplantae, Streptophyta, Magnoliopsida, Brassicales, Cleomaceae. Gene Ontology annotation, biological process: mRNA splicing, via spliceosome; spliceosomal snRNP assembly; P-body assembly. Gene Ontology annotation, molecular function: U6 snRNA binding. The record is from RefSeq and is a predicted model, not a curated record.